Caenorhabditis remanei is the source of this 492-nucleotide messenger RNA. RefSeq lists its product as uncharacterized. Lineage: Eukaryota; Metazoa; Nematoda; Chromadorea; Rhabditida; Rhabditidae. Bases 1 to 492 code for a protein of 163 amino acids. The record is from RefSeq and is a predicted model, not a curated record. The transcript is spliced from 3 exons. Gene Ontology annotation, biological process: response to oxidative stress. Gene Ontology annotation, molecular function: glutathione peroxidase activity.
AUGGCAUCUGUUCACGGAUUCACUGUCAAGAACGCCAAGGGAGAAGACACUCCACUCUCCAACUAUAGUGGAAAAGUUGUGAUCAUUGUGAACGUCGCUUCCCAAUGUGGACUCACCAACUCCAACUACAACCAGUUCAAGGAGUUGCUUGACACUUACAAGAAGGACGGACUCGAGGUCCUCGCCUUCCCAUGCAACCAAUUCGGAAGCCAAGAACCAUCGUGCGAGAUCGACAUCGCAGCUUUCGUCGCUGACAAGUUCAAGUUUGAGCCAACUCUUUUCCAGAAGAUCGAUGUCAACGGAGACAAUGCGGACCCACUGUACAAGUUCUUGAAGCAAGAGAAAGGAGGAUUCUUGGUCGAUGCUAUCAAGUGGAACUUCACCAAGUUCCUCGUCGGCAGAGACGGACACGUCAUCAAGAGAUACUCUCCAACCACCGAGCCAAAGGACAUGAAGAAGGAUAUCGAGGCAGCUCUCCAAGCUAAAUUGUAA